AUGAAAGCUGAAUUCAAUGACCCGGACAACACAAACUUCAUCGUGGGUGUGAGACUGCGUGCACGAAGUGAAGAUCAGAUAGACGAUUCUAUCCUGGAGUCUGACGAGUUGCUUCCCGGACUACUCCUGCCUAUUUUGACAGAUAGUAUUCCUGGAACCCCCGAACCUUCUUCGGCAAGACCAGCUACCAAGUACAGCAAGGAAGAGAGUGAAAAAGAAGAUGCGGGCCUUGAAGCAUCUUUGCUUUUCAUGAAGAAGAUUUCCAAAGACUCCAAGGUGCAGGCUAGACCGAAGACCUUCCUUACGAAAGCUGAGCAGAUGGCUUAUGGUGGCUACAACGUGGAGACUGAGUACGGCCGAAGAAAAUGGCAGAUCACGACCAUCGAAAGCAUGCUGUCAGUCAUCCGACCUGUGAGUCGAAAGGAUGGUGUGGAUGAGGCGCAAUUCAUCUCACCGGAGGCUGCCGAGAACCUCUACCAAGCCCACCAAGCCGCUCAUCACACCGCUGAGAGCCAGCUGGAAUCUUCAUCGGUCACAAAAGAACACUUCAUCUUACAGAAUGCAUUCGGUGGAACGCCAGCACGAUCAGGACCCCCUGUUGACAUCUGCCUGAACCUCUUGCUUUGUGAGCACGUCUGGGAAUCUCUACAAAGUGCGACUUCUUUGCUUAUCAGAUCAACGGUGCAGUUGGCCUCUUGA
This is a messenger RNA of Penicillium arizonense, 699 nucleotides long. RefSeq lists its product as uncharacterized. The coding region runs from base 1 to 699 and encodes 232 amino acids. The transcript has 2 exons. NCBI's taxonomy places the organism in Eukaryota, Fungi, Ascomycota, Eurotiomycetes, Eurotiales, Aspergillaceae. The record is from RefSeq and is a predicted model, not a curated record.